Messenger RNA from Saprolegnia parasitica CBS 223.65, 1572 nucleotides. RefSeq lists its product as hypothetical. The record is from RefSeq and is a predicted model, not a curated record. The transcript has a single exon. Bases 16 to 1371 code for a protein of 451 amino acids. NCBI's taxonomy places the organism in Eukaryota, Oomycota, Saprolegniomycetes, Saprolegniales, Saprolegniaceae.
CCUCGCAAUACUCGAAUGUGGUUCCGCGCGCGAUUGCUCCUCUCGGCGACAUUGCUAGCUACUGCUGCUGCUACAGAACCCACGGCAUGGCGCUGUCUUCAAGGCAUCAACACGCCUGUCGCGCUCACAUCGUCCGGAGACGUCGCUUGCCUCUCGGUCGACGGCGUCAACUGCCAAUGGACGGCAUCGGCGUCAGCCUGUCUGGACCGAGCCCGGUCGCUUCCGAGCGUCAUCAAACCGCUGGUCUGCGGCCUCGCGCACAAGGUGCACUGGGGCAUUACGGGCUACGAUACACCAGCACAUUGGUGCGCGCAGGCCAAGCUCGCGCUCUCGGCGACUGACUGGACGUGUCUACCGGGCGUCUUGACACCGCUGCGCAAGACGCUCGCUGGUAACGUCGAGUGCAUGUCCGCCGACGCCCGCACCUGCGUGACCGUGCCCUCCUCUGCGGCCUGCACGGCGCUGGUUGCGGCGCCUAGCAGACCGGUGCAGGCGCUCACGUGUGGUGCGAUGCACGCCGCGUACUUUAACGGCGCCACGGGCUACGAUACGCCCGACCACUGGUGCCGCGUCGGCGCCGCCGCCCUCACGACCGAGCCAUGGCGCUGUCUCUAUCCCAUCGUCGCGACGCCGGUGCGUCUUUCAGGUGACGGUGUCAGCGAGUGCCUGCCAUCGUCGACAUCGGUGGGCUGCCACACGGUCAGUUCGCAAGCCGAGUGCAUGGCGCUUGUGACCGCAACCACGUCGUCAUCGGCGCUUCGAAGCGACUCGCCCGCCUUCCUCGCCUUGUAUGGAGACAGCGAAGUGAUUGAUCCAGGGUGCGCUACGAGUGCGCCGUUCCUGAGCAACGCGCUGUGGCAGUGCCCGUUCCAGACGACAACACCCGUGCGCCUCACCACGUCGGGCGAUGUCGAGUGCAUGUCGACGGACGGCCGCAAUUGCGUCACCGCGUCCUCGUGGACCGACUGCGUGCGCUUGCAGCUCCAGCCGCCUCCUUCUUUCUUGACGCCGCUCGUGUGCGGUGCCAUGAUGGAAAUGACGCUCGGCGUCUCCGGCUACGAUAUGCCCGACCACUGGUGCGCGCUUGCGAUGCCCAAGCUGUCAAUGGCGCCGUGGAUGUGUCUUCCUGGCAUCUUGACGCCGAUCCGCCUCAACUUCAACUUCGACGUCGAGUGCCUCUCACUGAACGGCCACGACUGCGUCUGGACGAGCUCCGAGGCCGCGUGCCGCACACAAAUGACGCUGCCCAGUGCGCCAUUGAACCCACUCGCGUGCGGCGCGAUGCACAAGGCAGCGUGGGGCUUGACCGGCUACGACAACCCUAGCCACUGGUGCGCCAAGGCCUUUGCGUUCUUCGUUGCGUCGACGUAAAAUGUAUUGCAGAUGCAGCCAUUUGACGAGUGACGUUCUGACGUGGCAGCGCCGAGACGCAGCUGGUCCGACACGCCAACCUGGUUCGCUUGCACCCAUGAGUAAGGUCGUGGUUGCAAAUCCGACUUGCCGUUUGAAAACGCUUUUUUUGAUGGGAUGGUAUGGUCUCAGCCAGAAUAUAUUAUGGACUUGAGGGAUGGG